Molecule: messenger RNA, 1023 nt
Organism: Phaeodactylum tricornutum CCAP 1055/1
Lineage: Eukaryota; Bacillariophyta; Bacillariophyceae; Surirellales; Neidiaceae
Exons: 1
Coding region: 1-1023 (340 amino acids)
Source: RefSeq, a predicted model, not a curated record
AUGCAAGCCACGCCCGCGUUGAUUCCGACAACACGACUCGGCAACAGUGACUUGGUGGUCUCCCGGACCAUCCAAGGGUAUUGGCAAUUGGCAGGUGGACAUGGUCGGUACAAGGAAACGGACGCGAUAGCCAACAUGAAAAGGCACUACGAUGCAGGAUUUACUACACUGGAUACGGCCGAUAUUUACGGACCGUCCGAGAUCAUAAUGGGCAAAUUCAUCAAAACGCAACCGCAGGCCAUUCCCUGCACCAAAUUUUGCUGCUUUCGAUUUUUAGACGAGAUUGAUCGAGCGGAGGUGAAGCAACGGAUAUUGAACUCGUGUGAGCGAUUGCAAGUCAACAAGCUACCUUUGGUAAAUUUCUUUUGGUCCAAUUAUGGCAUCAAAAAGUACGUCGACGUGGGUCUGUUUCUCGCCGAGCUGAAAGAAGAGGGCUUGAUUGGAGAGAUAGGGGCGACCAACUUUGAUCUUCAGCGACUUCAAGAGCUCAAAAACUCCGGAGUUCCUGUUGUUGCUCAUCAAGUGCAAAUGUCAGCACUGGAUCGACGCGCGGUCCAGAGCGGCAUGGCCACUUGGUGUGCCGAAAAUAAUGUCAGCUUGACAACGUACGGAACCGUAGGGAGUGGUAUUUUGAGUGAUAGGUACUUGGGCAAGGGUGCUCCCACCCAGGAGGAACGCAACACGGCCAGUAUGCGAAUGUACAGUACGACUGCCUCCCGUUUUGGUGACUGGAAGCUGGUACAGGACCUACUACGUACAAUGGAUGCGGUUGCCAACGAAGUCCGCUCCGAUGGACGCUGCACCCAGGCAACUAUUUCGAACAUUGCCCAGCGUUACGUGUUAGAAACCCCCGCCGUGGCUUCAAUUCUCAUCGGAGUUCGUAAUCCGGAACACAUUGCGGAGAACGCGCGGACGCACUCUUUCACAUUGACUCAAGCUGAACGUGAUGCAAUCGACACGAUUGUGGCGAAACGCAAGGGUCCGCAAGGUGAUGUAUGGGAUAUUGAGCGUGGAACCAUGUAA